Molecule: messenger RNA, 2787 nt
Organism: Microtus ochrogaster (prairie vole)
Lineage: Eukaryota; Metazoa; Chordata; Mammalia; Rodentia; Cricetidae
Gene: Cdcp1
Product: CUB domain containing protein 1
Exons: 9
Coding region: 1-2787 (928 amino acids)
Source: RefSeq, a predicted model, not a curated record
AUGGCCCGCUCGGCCUGCGGGUUCUCAGUCGUACUGCUGGGCGCCCUGCUGCUAGGUGCGACGCACCUGCUACACGGGACAGGUAAGCAAGCUGUGGCCAGGAAAGCGCCUGGACGUGGCGCACGCUAUCCGACCCGGUGGCACGGUCGGAGAGCUCUGGUGGCGCGACGGGCCUGGGACGCUGGCCCUGCGCGCAGGCCGCGGCACGUGGGAGUCCUGAGCCUGGAAGCAUCGGAGAUUGCUCUGCCCCAAGGAAGUGGCAUUACAGUACACAUCAGGCUGGUGAGCCCAGCCCUGCCUGUGAAACCCUGCUACAUGAUCGUGUCUAGACAGUAUGUGACUGAGUUGCUAGUCAAACCUGGAGAUAAAAAGUCUUUUGCCUUCAGCUGCAACAAUCCAGAGAAGCACUUUAUCUUGGAGAUCGAGAAGAAUAUCGACUGCAUGUCAGGCCCAUGUCCUUUUGGGGAGGUUCGUCUUCAGCCAUCCACAUCAGAGCUGCCUGCCCUCAACAGAACUUUCAUCUGGGACGUCAGAGCUCAUAAGAGCAUCGGCCUGGAGCUGCAGUUCUCAGUCCCUCGCCUGAGGCAGAUUGGCCCAGGCGAGAGCUGUGCAGAUGGGGUGACUCACUCCAUCAGCGGUCGCAUUGACGCCACGGAGGUCAGGAUUGGCACCUUCUGCAGUAACGGCACCGUGUCCCGGAUCAAGAUGCAAGAGGGCGUGAAAAUGGCCUUACACCUGCCAUGGAACAUACCUAGGAACAUCUCAGGCUUCAGUAUUGCAAACCGGUCAUCUAUAAAACGCCUGUGCAUCAUCGAGUCUGUGUUUGAGGGUGAGGGUUCAGCAACCCUGAUGUCCGCCAACUACCCCGGAGGCUUCCCUGAGGAUGAGCUCAUGACCUGGCAGUUCGUUGUCCCUGCACACCUAAGGGCCAGCGUCUCCUUCCUCAACUUCAACGUCUCCAACUGUGAGAGGAAGGAGGAGCGAGUUGAAUACUACAUCCCGGGAUCCACCACCAACCCGGAGGUGUUCAAGCUGGAGGACAAGCAGCCAGGGAACAUGGCUGGAAACUUCAAUCUCUCCCUACAAGGCUGCGACCAAGAUGCCCAGAGCCCAGGGAUCCUUCGGCUCCAGUUUCAGGUCCUGGUCCAACGUCCACAGAAUGAGAGCAACUGCAUGUCAGGCCCAUGUCCUUUUGGGGAGGUUCGUCUUCAGCCAUCCACAUCAGAGCUGCCUGCCCUCAACAGAACUUUCAUCUGGGACGUCAGAGCUCAUAAGAGCAUCGGCCUGGAGCUGCAGUUCUCAGUCCCUCGCCUGAGGCAGAUUGGCCCAGGCGAGAGCUGUGCAGAUGGGGUGACUCACUCCAUCAGCGGUCGCAUUGACGCCACGGAGGUCAGGAUUGGCACCUUCUGCAGUAACGGCACCGUGUCCCGGAUCAAGAUGCAAGAGGGCGUGAAAAUGGCCUUACACCUGCCAUGGAACAUACCUAGGAACAUCUCAGGCUUCAGUAUUGCAAACCGGUCAUCUAUAAAACGCUGCCUGGAUUACAACUACUGCUACGGGAAGUCCUUCCACCUGCAGGUGCCCAGGGACAUCCUCCAGCUGCCUGUGCAGCUGCACGACUUCUCCUGGAAGCUGCUGAUGCCCAAGGGCAGGCUCAGCCUCAUGAUGGUGCCGAGCCAGAAGCUGCAGCAGCACACGCGCGAGAGGCCCUGCAACACCAGCUUCGGCUACCUCGUGGCCAGCACCACACCUGGCCAGGACCUGUACUUCGGCUCCUUCUGUCCGGGAGACUCAGUUGAGAAGAUCCAGGUGAAGCAAAACAGCUCUGUGACCCUACGAACAUAUGCCCCCAGCUUCCAACAAGAGUUCUCCAGACACGGCCUAACGGUGUCCUUCAUACCGUAUUUCAAAGAGGAAGGCAUUUUCACGGUGACCCCAGACCCCAAAAACAAGGUCUACCUGAGGACCCCCAACUGGGACCGUGGCCUGCCUGCCCUCUCCUCUGUGUCUUGGAACAUCAGUGUGCCUAGCAACCAGGUGGCUUGUCUGACCUUCUUCAAAGAGCGUUCUGGCGUGGUCUGCCAAUCGGGACGUGCAUACAUGAUCAUCCAGGAGCAGCAGACCCGGGCAGAGGAGAUCUUCAGCCUGGAGGAGGAAGUGCUACCUAAGCCAAGUUUCCAUCGUCACAGCUUCUGGGUUAACAUCUCCAACUGCAGCCCCAUGAAUGGCAAGCAGCUAGAUCUGCUCUUCUGGGUGACUCUCACCCCCAGGACUGUGGAUUUGGCUGCCAUCAUUGGUGCAGUAGGAGGCGGAGCCCUGUUGCUGUUUGCCCUCGUACUCAUCGUCUGCUGUGUGAAAAAGAAGAAGAAGGUCAACAAGGGCCCUGCUGUGGGUAUCUACAACGGCAAUGUCAAUACCCAGGUGCCCCAGGCUCAAAAGUUCCCGAAAAGACGAAAGGACAAUGACUCCCAUGUGUACGCCGUCAUCGAUGACACCAUGGUGUAUGGCCACCUGCUGCAAGACUCCGGUGGUUCCUUCAUCCAGCCGGAGGUGGACACCUACCGGCCCUUCCAGGGCCCCAUGGGGGACUGUCCCCCCUCCCCACCCCCAGUAUUCUCCAGGACCCCAACUGCAAAGUUCACUGCGGAUGAGCCAGCCCCUAGUAGCCCUCCUGAGUCUGAGAGUGAACCAUACACAUUUUCACACCCCAGCAAGGGGGAGGUAGGUGUCAGGGAGACGGACAUCCCCUUACUCAACACCCAGGGGCCAGUGGAGACAGAAGAAUAA